This is a messenger RNA of Salmo salar (Atlantic salmon), 1605 nucleotides long. Its product is annotated as antithrombin-III. NCBI's taxonomy places the organism in Eukaryota, Metazoa, Chordata, Actinopteri, Salmoniformes, Salmonidae. Gene Ontology annotation, molecular function: serine-type endopeptidase inhibitor activity. The record is from RefSeq and is a predicted model, not a curated record.
AAAGUCAAUACUUCAAAGUUUGAGCUGAGUAAAUCUUCCUUUCCCCACUUGCGCUACAGGACACUGACCCUGACCCCUAUGAGGGACUCAUAAGCUCAACUCGCAGCCGAUACUUAGAUUCCACAUACACAGUCAUUUACAAGGAAAAUAUACCUCAGGAUGAGGUUGUCCAAGUUUGUGUGGACUCUGGGGCUGCUCCUCGCCUUGCUGUCAACCUCCCAGGCGUUCAAAGACUUCUGCCAUGUCAAGCCCAAAGACGUGCCCCUGGAGCCCAAGUGUGUCUACCGCAGCCCCGACGAUGAAGCCUUGACAGCGGAUGCUAAGCCAGAGAAAGUCCCUAAUAACACCAAUCCCCGGGUGUGGGAGCUGUCCAAGGCGAACAGUCGCUUCGCCCUGUCCCUGUUCAAGCAGCUAUCCCAGGAUAAACCCAGCGAGGCCAACAUCUUCUUGUCCCCUAUCAGCAUAUCCACAGCCUUCGCCAUGACCAAACUGGGCGCCUGCAACAACACGCUCAAACAGAUUAUGAAUGUGUUUGAGUUUGACACAAUCAAAGAGAAGACGUCGGACCAAGUGCAUUUCUUCUUCGCCAAGCUAAACUGUCGCCUGUACCGCAAAAAAGACAAGACGACAGAGCUGAUCUCAGCCAACCGUCUUUUCGGAGAAAAGUCUCUGGCAUUCAGUGAGAUUUACCAGAAUAUCAGUGAGCUGGUGUAUGGCGCCAAACUCAUGCCACUCAAUUUCAAGGAGAAGCCAGAGCUGUCACGGGUGACCAUCAAUGAUUGGAUCUCAAACAAGACGGAAAAAAGGAUUCAGAACACUUUGCCGGAGGGAUCACUGAACUCCAACACUGUGCUGGUCCUGGUCAACACCAUCUAUUUCAAGGGUCAGUGGAAAAGCCAAUUCGACAAAGACAAAGUCUUCAAGGCCGACUUCUACGUGAGUAAGUCCAAGACGUGCCCAGUGUCCAUGAUGUACCAGGAGACCAAGUUUCGCUACGGCAGGUUCACUGAAGAUAAGGUGCAGCUGCUGGAGCUGCCGUACCGCGGAGAGGGCAUCACAAUGGUGCUGAUCCUACCACUGAAAGGCACACCCUUGUCUGAGGUGGAGGAGAACCUGGACUUGAAGAAGCUGACUGGCUGGCUGGAUAACAUGAGGGAGACCACGGUGUCGGUGCACCUGCCACGCUUCCGCAUCGAAGACAGCUUCAGUCUGAAGGAGCAACUUCAGGCCAUGGGGCUCGAGGACGUCUUCAGCCCCAGGGACGCCAGCCUCUCAGGCAUCCUGGAAGAUGAGGCAAAUAAUCUGUACAUUUCAGAUGCAUUCCAUAAAGCAUUCAUAGAGGUGAAUGAGGAAGGCAGUAAGGUGGCUGCUGCCACAGCUGUGGUGGCCAUUGGCCGCUCCAUCAACUUAAACCAGGAGGUGUUUAUGGCCAACCGGCCCUUCCUCCUGCUCAUCCGAGAGUCCACCAUCAACACCAUGGUGUUCACCGGCCGGGUGGCUGACCCCUGUGACCCCUGAUCACACACACCAACCUCGGAUUCGUCAUUCAUGUAACUGCCAAUUUCUGGUCUCUGUAUCAAUGUAAAAUAAACCAAAUCGGAUGGA